Messenger RNA from Cololabis saira (Pacific saury), 1534 nucleotides. Its product is annotated as putative protein MSS51 homolog, mitochondrial. Bases 203 to 1501 code for a protein of 432 amino acids. The record is from RefSeq and is a predicted model, not a curated record. The transcript has 8 exons. Lineage: Eukaryota; Metazoa; Chordata; Actinopteri; Beloniformes; Belonidae.
CCCCCACCCAGCAGUUUCUGCCAGCUGCAGAUGACAGCAGUAAUAUACAGUCCUCCAACCCAGCCUUCUCCGACUCCCAGCAGAUUCACCAACAAGGCUUCAUGAGGUGGUGACAUCCAGCAUAAGGACCUGUUCAUGUCACCUACUUUCUUUUUCCUAAACCAAGAACAGCCAGAAUCUUGAGGCAAAGAUAACUGAGCACAUGGCAUCCCAAAUCCCAGCGCUCCCACAGUCCUACGCUCCAGGGACUGACAGUGUCUUCUCCGACCAGUCUGGCUUCUUCUCACUGGACUACCACGUACCAGGACUGUCCAAGGUGAUUCUCAACAAGCUCAACCUGAAUGACUAUGGAGACUACAGGGCGGCUGUUGAGGGAAAGGCCAAGGGAAUCUCGUUCCGCAACUACAAAGAGAUGUUCCAGAAGAUGGAGGAGACCUUCAAGUUCUGCACCGGCUGCAAUAAACUACCAGAGCAUCUAGCCGAGGGACAGACCCUGAAACGCUGUGUGAAGUGCUUAAACGUGUACUACUGCACAAAGGAUUGUCAGAAAAAAGACUGGCCUCUGCAUAAAAAGGUAUGCAAGAUACUGCGCCUGGUGGCCAUUGACCGGCUAGUGGAGUGGCUGAUGUUCACUGGCGAUCUCCCAUUCCCCACUGGGAAUUGGUCUAAGUCAGCCAUCGAGGUAAAGAGUUGGGAGGACUGGCUUCCCAUGCAGGGGGACCUCACACCGCGUCUGGACACCAUCCUGUCGGGUGCAAACAUGUCAUUACUUUGGAAAAACGCUUCCAGACCACGGCCGGACGAUGCUGACCUGAGGCGGUCCUUGUGGAGAAUUCAGAGCGAGUUCCUCUCUCGAGUUCUCACGGUCGGGAUGGCCAUCCAGUACUUUGGUCUGGAUCCGCAUGUAAAACCUCUCACCGUUCACCUGGCGGGGGCGUCCCACAACGAGACCAUGGGAGCCCGAUUGUCGGACUACGAUGAGCUCAACAAGAUGUUCCCUGGACACCAGGGCAUCCAGGUGGUCAUGGUGGGACCAGAAGUGGUCAGCGGCCCCAUCAUGAGACCUCCGCUCAGAGCGUUCGGCCCCAGACAGAGAGUCUACAUCAGUGCGUUCAAGGGCCUGUACCACCAGUUCUGGGAGGACGUUGUGGAGAGAGAAGAUGCAGCCAAGCCAGACCUGGUGAUCGGAUUUCAUCCAGGUUUCCAUGCCAACCAGGGUCUGGUAGAAGGUUGGCUUCCAACUCUCCUGCUCCUCAGAGACUAUAACAUCCCUACUUUCUUCUCCGUGUACAGCGAGAUGGAGCUCAAGAGCUCACUGGAGAUCCUGCUGGAGCUGGAGAUGCACAUCGGAGCUAGCGGGCCCAAUCCGUUCACCUCCCAGAAACCAGAGCAGGUCCAGGCCAGCCCUAACACAGAUCCCGUCUACUGCAACUCCCAUUACAUCUCUUUUCAGGGACUGCUCCCUCAAGAAGACUCUGUGGGACCAGGUGCAGACAGUUAACAGCUCAUCAAUCAAAUCCAUCAAGGAAGACUG